CUAUACAGCCAGUACCAGUCGAUCUUACAGCUAUACAGCCAGUACCAGUCGAUCUUACAGCUAUAAAGCCAGUACCAGUCGAUCUUACAGCUAUAAAGCCAGUACCAGUCGAUCUUACAGCUAUAAAGCCAGUACCAGUCGAUCUUACAGCUAUAAAGCCAGUACCAGUCGAUCUUACAGCUAUAAAGCCAGUACCAGUCGAUCUUACAGCUAUAAAGCCAGUACCAGUCGAUCUUACAGCUAUAAAGCCAGUACCAGUCGAUCUUACAGCUAUAAAGCCAGUACCAGUCGAUCUUACAGCUAUAAAGCCAGUACCAGUCGAUCUUACAGCUAUAAAGCCAGUACCAGUCGAUCUUACAGCUAUAAAGCCAGUACCAGUCGAUCUUACAGCUAUAAAGCCAGUACCAGUCGAUCUUACAGCUAUAAAGCCAGUACCAGUCGAUCUUACAGCUAUAAAGCCAGUACCAGUCGAUCUUACAGCUAUAAAGCCAGUACCAGUCGAUCUUACAGCUAUAAAGCCAGUACCAGUCGAUCUUACAGCUAUAAAGCCAGUACCAGUCGAUCUUACAGCUAUAAAGCCAGUACCAGUCGAUCUUACAGCUAUAAAGCCAGUACCAGUCGAUCUUACAGCUAUAAAGCCAGUACCAGUCGAUCUUACAGCUAUAAAGCCAGUACCAGUCGAUCUUACAGCUAUAAAGCCAGUACCAGUCGAUCUUACAGCUAUAAAGCCAGUACCAGUCGAUCUUACAGCUAUAAAGCCAGUACCAGUCGAUCUUACAGCUAUAAAGCCAGUACCAGUCGAUCUUACAGCUAUAAAGCCAGUACCAGUCGAUCUUACAGCUAUAAAGCCAGUACCAGUCGAUCUUACAGCUAUAAAGCCAGUACCAGUCGAUCUUACAGCUAUAAAGCCAGUACCAGUCGAUCUUACAGCUAUAAAGCCAGUACCAGUCGAUCUUACAGCUAUAAAGCCAGUACCAGUCGAUCUUACAGCUAUACAGCCAGUACCAGUCGAUCUUACAGCUAUAAAGCCAGUACCAGUCGAUCUUACAGCUAUAAAGCCAGUACCAGUCGAUCUUACAGCUAUAAAGCCAGUACCAGUCGAUCUUACAGCUAUAAAGCCAGUACCAGUCGAUCUUACAGCUAUAAAGCCAGUACCAGUCGAUCUUACAGCUAUAAAGCCAGUACCAGUCGAUCUUACAGCUAUAAAGCCAGUACCAGUCGAUCUUACAGCUAUAAAGCCAGUACCAGUCGAUCUUACAGCUAUAAAGCCAGUACCAGUCGAUCUUACAGCUAUAAAGCCAGUACCAGUCGAUCUUACAGCUAUAAAGCCAGUACCAGUCGAUCUUACAGCUAUAAAGCCAGUACCAGUCGAUCUUACAGCUAUAAAGCCAGUACCAGUCGAUCUUACAGCUAUAAAGCCAGUACCAGUCGAUCUUACAGCUAUAAAGCCAGUACCAGUCGAUCUUACAGCUAUAAAGCCAGUACCAGUCGAUCUUACAGCUAUAAAGCCAGUACCAGUCGAUCUUACAGCUAUACAGCCAGUACCAGUCGAUCUUACAGCUAUAAAGCCAGUACCAGUCGAUCUUACAGCUAUAAAGCCAGUACCAGUCGAUCUUACAGCUAUAAAGCCAGUACCAGUCGAUCUUACAGCUAUAAAGCCAGUACCAGUCGAUCUUACAGCUAUAAAGCCAGUACCAUUCAAUCUUACAGCUAUACAGCCAGUACCAGUCGAUGUUACCGCCUAA
Mizuhopecten yessoensis (Yesso scallop) is the source of this 1745-nucleotide messenger RNA. Its product is annotated as cell surface glycoprotein 1-like. The annotation marks the transcript as partial. Lineage: Eukaryota; Metazoa; Mollusca; Bivalvia; Pectinida; Pectinidae. The transcript has a single exon. The record is from RefSeq and is a predicted model, not a curated record.